Closterium sp. Naga37s-1 is the source of this 9228-nucleotide messenger RNA. The record is from the annotation of a GenBank genome assembly. NCBI's taxonomy places the organism in Eukaryota, Viridiplantae, Streptophyta, Zygnematophyceae, Desmidiales, Closteriaceae.
AUGCGGGUGGAUGUAGAGCGGUUGAAAGGCGAACUUCAACAAGCAGGGGAGCAGCUCGCAGUGGCAGAAAAGGCGAAAACCGAUUUGCUGGUUAAGUAUGAGUGCGUGGAGAGGGAAAAGGUUACUUUGGAGGGGCGUUUGGAGGAGAGGGAGAAGGAAAGAGAGAGGGAGGGAGGGGUAUUGGUUGGGAGGUUGGAGGAGUGUGAGAGGAGGUUGAAGGAGGAAGAGGAGGGGAGGAGGGAGGAGAAGCAGAAACGGAAAGAGGAGAAGGAGAAGCGGAAGGAGGAGGAGGGGAAACGGAAGGAGGAGAAGAAGAGGCGGAAAGAGGCGGAGGAGGAAUUGGCACGUGUCAAGCAGCGAUUGGAGGAAGCUGAGGCCAAAUGUGAGAGGAUCGAGGGGGGGAGUGCUGUGCUGAGAGGGCCUGCUGAUGCAGCAGCAGAGGAGGGGAGCGGGUCAGUUGAUAGAAGAAGAAUUGAAAGGGAGGAUGGAAGCAGCGUAGCAGAUGACAGGAGUGAUGAGGCGGAUGGGACGGUAGCUGGGUUUGACGAUGAAAGGGAGGCGAGUGCACGACUGAAAGACCUUGAACUGCGCGCUGUGAGAGCAGAGGGAGAGGCGGAGGGCUUGAGGCGUGAGCUGGAAGCUGUGAAUGCCACGCUGGCAGACACAAGUGCCAGGCUGGCAGAUACGAGUGCCAGGUUGGCAGAUGCGAGUGCUGAGCUGGCAGGCUUGAAAGGACGGGAGACAGACGCACAGGCAGGUGUGGAUAAGUGCGGAGAAAAAGGAGUGAGGGAGAAGGGAAAUAGGGAGGUGGGGGGAAGCUGGGAGCAGGUGGAACAGAGGAGCAUCGCAGAAGCAGAAGCAGAGAUCGAGCGACUGCACGCCGUGAGAGGAGACCUAGAGAGGGAGCUUGAGGACUUGUACCUGGAGUUGCAACGGGAGCAGGAGCUCUCAGCUGAAGCAAGCCUUUUAGCUGAGAAGGAGUGGGAGCGGCGACAGGAGGCAGUGAAAAUGCUGUCUCAACUAGAGAGGCAGCUAGGGGAGGCGUUUGGAGGGGCUGUGGCGGAAGGGGGGGUGGUGGUUGAUGCUAAUGGAAGGCCGAUGUCGCCGCUAGUGGGGAGUUUGAGUGGGUCGGGAGCGGUGGGGAGGAAAGGCAGGGGAGGGGGCGUGGGAGGGGUGUUUGUGUCGCCGCUUGGCGGGCCGCGAUUGGAGGGUUCUGAUGGGGAGGAAAGCUGGCCGUUUUUGUGUGGUGGCGAGGUGGCGGAGGGAGCAGAGGGGGGAGCUGAGGAGGGGGAGAUGGGAGGGAUGAGAAGGGUGCUAUUUGGAAUAGAGGAGCGUGGGGAGGAAGAGGGUGCUUCAGCCGGAGAAGAAGAAGAACCAGGUUCUUCGCUUGCCACAGCAAGCACAGGCACAGGCACCAGCAGAGCAGCAAGUGUAGUAGAGCGGCUGAGCUUAGAGAAGGAAGAGAAUUACAGAAGGGAAGGGGAGGGAGUUGAGGGGAAGAAUGAGGACGGUGACUGGGAUGAGAUCUGGAGUGAAGGAGACGAUGAACAAGAGCUUGAGGCUGCGCUGGGGCAACCCUCCUCCCCAGGGGAAGACGAGUUUUUCAGCACCAAAUUGCCGGAAUUGAGGAGGAGAAUGACUGGUGAGGGGCCUCAAAACUCGCCUCGUAAGUCUGCCUCUUCUGCAGAAGACGAGUUUUGUAGCACUAAGUUGCCGGAAUUGAGGAGGAGAAUGACUGGUGAGGGGCCUUACAAGGCAUCUUCUCCUCAUGAAGACGAGUGUUUCAGUGCUAAGCUGCCGGAACUGCGGAGGAGAAUGAGCAACUUCUCGCCUCUGCACUCACCCCUGGUUCAUUUACGGGGGAUGCAGUUGGAUGGGGAUGCUGAGGUGGUGACCGCAGCAGCACCUGGCGCUGGGGGUGCAGGCGGCGCAGAUGGAGACGGUUCAGGGCCCUCCUCUCCCACACCCACCAGCAAAGAACCCCCCUCUCCCACCGCUAAAGGACCAUCGCCCCUCACCACCUCAUUUUCAGCGCUUGAUGAGGCUUCCUCUCCCAACGCAGCUAGAGCAGUCUCCUAUUCAGGGCAGCCCUUUUCCUAUGCCAGUCAGAUAACAACCGCUCCUAGGGAAGCCCCAGGUAUGCCUUCAGGGGGUUUCAACAGAGCGGUUUCCUUCACAGGGGGUUUCAACAGAGCGGACUCGCACUCAGGUGCUUUUAACAGAGCAGGGUCUUACUCAGGUGGUUUCAACAGAGCUGGUUCAGAUGUGGGGCUGCUGCUCACCUUAGGGGGACCAUCAGGGGGGGAGUUUUCAGGAGCAGAGACGACAACAGGGGGAGCAGAUGACAGAGAUAGAGACAGAGAAGACUUGGAAGAAUCUGGGAGAGGAGAAGAAGAGGAGGAGGAGGAGGAGGAGGAGGAGGAGGAGGAGGAGGAGGAGGAGGAGGAGGAGGAGGAGGAGGAGGAGGAGGAGUUAGUAGAUGUAGGGUUGGCAGAUGAAGACUACAAUUGGGGUGACUCUAUUUACAGUAAGCAGCAGCUUUUAGCUAAGCACCAGGGUGAUUUUCUCCACGUGUUGCUGCAGAUGCUACAGCUGGCAGUGGCGAAGCGGGAAAGCGAGUUAGUGUCAGCCUCUGCCGCCGCUACAGCUGCUGCUACAGCCGUCUCGGCAGCUGAGAGGGAGAAAGCGGAGUGGGAAGUGGAGCAGGUGGUAUCAGCAGUGUUCAGGGAGGUCCAUAACGUGUUGCAUGUGAAUGGCGUUGGCAGGGUGAGGAGAAAAUUCCGAGGGGUGGCUAAGGAAGGGAACGCAGCAGCAACGGCUGCUGCUGCAGUGAAAGAGGAUCUCGAGCUUCUGGUCCGGGCAGUUGAAGCAAAGGCUCGGGCAGCCAUGAGAAGAAAUGCGGCUGGCCUGGUCCCUCCUGCUCCCAGAAGGCUUGUCAAGGAUGGGAGUGGGGGUGAGGGGCGGAGAGGAGGAGAAAAAAGUGGCGGAGGAGGGUGGGGGGUGAGCAGCGGCAAUGGCAUGUGGAGCAUUGGUCAGAGUCUCCAGUCGGCUGCUUUGGCUAUAGCUCGCUCUCCCUCUGUUGCUGGUCCCUCUGUUGCCAGUACUCCUAGCAUGAGUAGAUCAGUGUCUGCUGCCGAAGCUCCUUCUGUUGUCUACUCAGUCGGGGCACACAAUGCCUCACUAAGUAUCUACAGGUCAGCUUCGGUGGCUACUACUGAGGCCUCCACUGCUGGUAACACGCCCGUUGCGCAUGCGGUUACCAUCGCCCGAACCUCGUCCGUAGCCUCGGGAAUGUCCACGGAUGGUAACACGCCUGUGGCUCGGGCUGUAGGGGAUAUGUCAGGAGGAAUGUCAAUGUCCCAUGGGGGAGCGGUUCAGAUGGAUGGUGUAUCAGGAGGAAUGGGUGGAGAGCGGUCGAGCGCUCUGACCAUCUACAGGACGCCGUCUAUGGCUGAGAUGUCGACUACUGGUAACACUCCUGUUGCGCAUGCGGUUACCGCGUCAUUUGUUAGUGGGUUCAAUGUAUCUGGUCUCCUCGGGAUGGCUUCAGCAAGGCUAGCUGCUGCAGCCACCUCUGCUGCUUCUGCUGCUGCUACUCCUGCUGCUACUCCUGGUGCUGCUGGUACUGCUGCUGCUUUCUCUACAACCGGUAACACACCUGCUGCUUCUACUGCUGGUAACACUCCCAUCGCCCAGGCCUUAGGGAGUCCGAACCAGUUUGCUAACGGUCGAGUGUCGCCGGUAACCACCCCUGUAACCGCGGAUGCUUCGACUGGGGGUAACACGCCGGUCGCGCAGGCGGUUACCACAAGCGGCGGCGGUAACACUCCCGUCGCACGACCGGUGAGAUUAAGGGAAGGAGAGAGGGCGGAGCAGGAAAGGGGGGCAGCAGAGGAGAAGGAGAAGGAGGCAGGCAGAGAGGAGGAGCGUGGGAAGGAGAGAGGGGAAGAGCGGGAGAUGGAGGAGGUUCUGUUUGUGCGUGAGGUGGUAGCAGGAGAUGUGGUGGUACACCACCAUGUGGACUCGCUAGCUCGCUCCUUCACCCCUGCUGCCUCCAACUCCGCUUAUGAAAAUUCUCAAGAGAGAUUGAAUGCUAUGGAGCUGACGCAAGCAUCCCCGGCUGUUCUGGCACCAGAGACCAGGCAGGGAGAAGAGGAACAGCCGUUUAUGCAUCCUCCGGUCAGGCAGGAAGAGUGGGAGCGGAGGCGCAGGAGGCAAGACGACUCGUUGCACCAGCUACCUGGAUUCCAGGCAAGACAGGAAGCAUGGGGGAGCCGCGAGGCAGCUACCAGGCUGGAUAGAGAAACCCCUGCCAGGUUGGAUAGAGGGAGAAACCAAAGCCUGGAGGAAGAAUAUUCCCAGCCCGCUUCAAGGCUAGACGCCCACCCCUUGCCUGCCCGCCCCAUAGGCAGUCAUCAUGACUCUGCUGCCCGGCUGGAUAGAGGCAGAAACCAAAGCCUGGAGGAGGAGUAUUCCCAGCCCGCUUCAAGGCUAGACGGUCUGGAUGGCCACCCCUUGCCUGCUCGCCCCAUGACCGCUCAGCCCAGAGGCAGCAAUCCGCGAGGCUGGAUACAGGGAGGGGACAGAGGGGACAGAGGGGACAGAGGAACCAAAGGAGCCAAAGCCCUGACGAAUACCACCAGCCAGCAGCUACCAGGUCAGAUGCUACCAGACCAGAUGUGCACCCCUGGGGGAAUCAACGUGCGCCAGCUGCCAGGCUGGAUACUGGGAGGGGCCAAAGGAGCCAAAGCCCAGACGAAUACCACCAGCCGGCCGCUACCAGGUCAGAUGCUCAAGCUCACCCCUGGGGGGGUCACCAUGAUCCAGCAGCUGCGAGGCUGGAUACAGGGAGGGGUCAAAGCUCGGACGAAUACCAGCAGCCUGCAGGUACCAGGCUGGAUUCUCAAGCUCGCCCCUGGGGGAGUCACCAUGAUCCAGCAGCUGCGAGGCUGGAUACAGGGAGGGGCCGCGAAUACCAGCCACAGCCGCUUGCGCGGGGGGGUCGUGAGGGAGAUGGGGCUACCAGUCUGGAUAGGAAAACCCCUGUCCAGCUGGAUAGAGGGAGGAAUCGAAGCGUUGAGGAGGAGUAUUCCCAGCCAGGCUAGUGGUUUGGCAAGUAACCGGCAGGUUCGGCAAGGGAAAGUUGGGGACGGUGCGUCUGUUUCUCAAGAGCCGCAGAAAGGGAGUGCUAGAGAUGGUGUGGUGGAGACUUUGCUUUCCGAAGCUGCAGCAGCAGCACAGGGCACUGUUAGAGACAUUGUGUCUUUCUGGGCGGCAGGUUCUGCAGCUAAGUCUGUAGCAGGGGCAACAGGUGGUGCAGCAGGUCGUGAGUCUGUAGCGGCUGUAGCAGCAGGAGCGGGUACUGUAGCACUGCCACGGAGGCCCGCUACAGCCGCAGCGGGCGGCAGGGAUCGUCCUGUAGGGGGCUGGCAGGGCUGGGGGAUGGGAGAGAAAGGAGAGGGGUUGGGUGGAGUGGGGAUGGGUGAUAGAGAGGAAAGCAUAGAGCAACCGUGGGGCAGCAAGGCGCAGGUUCAAGAGUCAGGAAGGCAGAUGGGAAGGGAGCAGCCAUGGGGCGGGUCGUAUCGAGAUAGAAAAGGCUUGGUUGAUAGAGGCGGAGCGGAGGAGAGGAAAGGUGGGGCAGAUGUUUGGACUCUUAAGGAAGAGGAGGUGGCAGGGGAGGUGGACGGGGAGGAGGGUAAGGAGGAGGACGAGGAAAGUGGUGAAGGGAAUGUGCGUGUGAAGCAUGAGAGGAGACCACAGCAGCAGCAACACCAGCAGCAGCAGGAAAACUCUUCAUCCGCUGCUGCUCCGGGUCUUUUUGCAAGUUUCCUGCCCAAGUCAGCAUCCGUCACAGCUGUGGCAAGGGCUGCUGCUACCACCCUUGCAGCAGCUACAGGUGUUGGCGCUGGGUCUCAUGCUGGUGCACCCGGUGCCACCAGUCCUGUUUUGCCAGGUGCUUUUCCAGGUGCUUUUCCAGGUUCGAUGAAAGGGGAAGCGAGGGAAAGUGAGAGCUCGAGUGAGAGAGAAGAAGGAUGGAGUGACAUGGAGGAAGAGGAGGAAGAGGGAGAGGAAGAGGAGGAGGAGGAGGAGGAGGGAGAGGAGGAUGAGGAGGAGGAUGAGGAGAAAGAAAAGGAGGAAGAGGAGGGAGAGGAGGAGGUGGAGGAGGAUGAAGCUGAUGAUGCUGGUGGUGGGGAUGGAGGGGAGCUGGGCAAUGAAGGGAAGGAGGAGGGGUGGAACGAGAAGAGGGAUCGGGUGGAAGAGCAAAACGAAGCGUCUUCUUCUGAGGUGCCUCGAGAAAACGAGUGGAGUGAGAAAAAGGAUGGGGCGAUAGAGCAAAAGGAAGAAGCUGUAUUUGAGGUGCCUCAAAAGAACGAGGAGGGACGGAGUGAAAAGGAGGAUGGGAGGGAGGAGGAUGAGUGGAGUGGGAUUGACGAGGGUGAAGCAGAGGAAGAGGAUGGGCCAGAAGAGCAAAAGGAAGAGCCUGUUUCUGAGGUGCCUCAACAGAACGAGGAGGGAUGGAGUGAGAAGGAGGAUGGGGCAGAAAUUUCAGCACCCGCGAUUUUGCAGACACCUGGCAGCAUGAUAGGUUCUCCUUCCCUGGUCGGGAAGAUUUCUGAGGCGCCUCUACAGCCUGGCAGCAUGCUUGGUUCUCCUUCCUUGGUAAACACGGGGUGUGAGGCACCUCAAACACCUGGCAGCAUGAUAAGUUCUCCUUUCUUGGCAGCGGCAAUGGGAGAGGCGCCUCUGCAGCCUGGCAGCAUGCUUGGCUCUCCUUCCUUGGGAGAGGAAGGACCGGGGAGCAGAUUGGAGCAAGGGAAAGAGCAGGAGGAGGAGGAGGUGGAGGAGGAGGUGGAGGAGGUGAAGGAGGGGAGGGACCAGGACGAGUGGAGUGGGGUUGAUGAGGACGAUGAAGGGGAUGAUGGGCCGGAAGUGCAACACAAGGAGCCUCAAGAGAACGAGGAGGGAUGGAGUGAGAAGAAGGAUGGGAGGGAGGAGGAUGAGUGGAGUGGGAUUGACGAGGGUGAAGCAGAGGAGGAGGAUGGGUCGGAAGAGCAACACAAGGAGCCUGUUUCUGAGGUGCCUCAACAGAACGAGGAGCGACGGAGUGAGAAGGAGGUUGGGAGGGAAGAGGAUGAGUGGAGUGGGGUAGAUGAGGGUGAAGCAGAGGAGGAGGAUGAAGGGGAGGAGGAUGGGUCGGAAAAGCAAAACAAGGAAUCUGUUUCUGAAGUGCCUCGAAAGAUCGAGGAGGGACGGAGUGAGAAGGAGGAUGGGAGGGAGGAGGAUGAGUGGAGUGGGAUUGACGAGGGUGAAGCAGAGGAAGAGGAUGGGCCAGAAGAGCAAAAGGAAGAGUCUGUUCCUGAGGUGCCUCAGCAGAACGAGGAGGGAUGGAGUGAGAAGAAGGUUGGGAGGGAGGAGGACGAGUGGAGUGGGGUUGAUGAGGAGGAUGAAGGGAAGGAGGAUGGGCCAGAAGAGCAAAAGGAAGGGUUUAUUUCUGAAGUGCCUCAGACGGACGAGGAGGGACGGAGUCAGCAUAGGGAGGGGAGGGAAGAGCAAAGUGAUGAGGUGCCUCCAAAGAAUGACGAGGGAAACAGUGAGAAGGAGGAUGGGAGGGAAGAGGAUGAGUGGAGUGGGGUUGAUGAGGAGGAUGAAGGGGAGGAUGGUAUUGACUCUGGUGAUAGCUUGGGGAGUGAAGCGGAGGAGGGAGGGAGUUGGGAAGGAGGGGUAGAGAAUAAGAUGGGUGAUGAGGAUAGUGAGGGUGGGAGUGGGAGUGGGAGUGAGAGUGAGAGUGGGAGUGGGAAUGGGAGUGGGAGUGAAAGCAGGAAUGGGAGUGGGAGUGAAGUGGAGGAAAGCACACUAGACAUGAGCAGUGUUGGUACCAUGGAACUGGAGGGAGGGAGUGACAAAGAGGAGAGUGAAGCGCAAGGGAGUGAAACGCAAGGGAAUGAGGUGCGAAUGAGUGAUAUGCAAGUGAGUGAGGUGCGAGAGAGUGAUGGGGAGGAGAGCACUCUAGACAUGAGCAGUGUUGGUACCUUGGAGCUGGAGGGAGAGAGUGACGAAGAAGAGAGAAAGGCACGAGAGAGUGAGGUGGGAGGAAGUGAGGUGCGAGAGAGUGAGGUGGGAGGAAGUGAGGGCCUAGGGAGUGGUGGGGAGGAGAGCACUCUAGACAUGAGCACUGUUGGUACGAUGGAACUGGAGGGAGGGAGUGAGGAAGAAGAGAGUGAAGCACGAGGGAGGGAGGUGAGGGAGAGUGAGGGAGGGAAGUGCGAAGAGGAGAGUGAGGGAAGGGAGGGUGAAGAGGGGGAGAGUGAGGAAAGGAAGUGCGAACAAGGGGAGAGUGAGGAAGGGGAGUAUGAAGAGAGGGAGAGUGAGGGAGGGAAGUGCAAAGAGGAGAGUGAGGAAGGGAAGUGUGAAGAGGGGGAGAGAGAGGGAGGGAAGUGCGAAGAGGGGGAGAGUGAGAGAGGGAAGUGCGAAGAGGGGGAGAUUGACAGAGAGAAGUGUGAGGGAGGGAAGAGUAUGGAACGGCGGGAGCAAGACGACAGGGAUGGAGAAUGGAGCAAGCAGGGUGAAGCGAUCAAAGGAAACAUCACUAAUGAUCUCGAUUCUCCUAAAAUUAGCAAAAUUAGGACGGCCAAGGAAGUAAGUGGGGACCACGAUGAUGCCAGCUCUCCCGAAAUAGCUGCAACAAUUUCUGCAGCUGACGUGGCAGAUCGGGUUGUCGCUGUGCCUGAAGCAGAUCGUGUGGAUGCGGUCACUGACGUGAAAGUCGCUGACGUGGAAGUUGCUGACGUGGAAGUCGCUGACGUGGAAGUCGCUGAAACAAUCGAGGAUGGUCUUGAUACUCUCAAGAUUGGCACAGCCAUUGAAGCUGCACCAAAGCCUGCUUCUCCGGGAGGAGGGGGCCACAAUGACGCCAGCACUUUCGAAGAAGAUGCGCCAAAGCCUGCAGCUGACGUGGCAGAUCGGGUUGUCGUUGUGGCUGAAGCAGAUUGUUUGGAUGCGGCUGCUGACGUGGAUGUGAUUGCUGAUGUGGAAGGUGCCGACAUGGAAGGUGCUGACAUGGAAGGUGCUGACAUGGAAGGUGCUGACGUGGAAGGCGCUGACUUGAAAGGCGCUGAUGUGGAGGGCAAUGAUGUAGAAGGCACACCGGCUGGAUUGUUGGGCUCAGUCAGCUGUUCAGCUAAUGUUCCCAAGCCAGAUGUGGCAAUUGAGCCAACUGGAAAGAGGUGA